AUGGCGGACGCGGCGGCCUCGCCGGCCCUGCGCGCCCGGGCGCCCCGGCCCCCGGGCUCCUCGCCGCCGCCGCGCCCGCGCCCCGAGCGCGAGCCCGACGAGGCCGAGCUGUCGCUGAGUCUGGCCCGCACCAAGACCCGCUCGUACGGCAGCACCGCCAGCGUGCGGGCGCCGCUGGGCGCCGGCGUCGUGGAGCGCCUAGUGGAGCACCGGGUCCGCGCCGGAGACACGCUGCAGGGCAUCGCGCUCAAGUACGGAGUCUCGAUGGAACAGAUUAAAAGAGCCAAUAAACUGUUUACCAAUGAUUGUAUAUUUCUGAAGAAGACUUUGAACAUUCCAAUUAUAUCAGAGAAACCUUUGUUAUUUAAUGGGCUUAACUCCAUUGAUUCUCCAGAAAAGGAAAUUGUUGAUGGCAGCAUUUGUCAAGAAGAGCCCAUGGCUGGGCAAGAGCUCUCUCCUUCCAGCCCUCAGGAAUCAGAGCCUGAGUUUGCCCAGCCUGAGGAGGAAGUAUCAGCCAGAGAUUUCUUACAGAGACUGGACUUGCAGAUUCAGUUAUCAACACAGGCAGCCAGGAAGCUCAAAGAGGAGAGCAGAGAUGAAGAGAGCCCCUAUGCAUCUUCCCUCUAUCACAGUUAAGUGACUAGUGGGUAUAAUUGUUAACCUGGAUUACAAGACGGUUGGACCUCAAAGAACCCAGCCACUGCAGAUUUAGAAGUGGUCCAUUUGGGUUCCCACAGCAUAUAUCUUAAAAUCAUAAUGAAUAGACCAAUAGCAGUCGCACUGAAGUGAGUAGUUCCUUCUGGCUUCCUAUAAUUUUAAGUCUCACUAUGGCAUGAUAGCAAAAUUAUGCUGUACAAUUCAUCACUUUGGAGGGUGGUAGUGGUUGUUAGAUUAGCUUCUGUAAAUGCAAAAAAAAUCAAAGAUUAUUUAUAUAAUCAGUGUUUGUCUCCUGAAGAGAUCCUAUGUUGUGAAAAACACGGUGGCUGUUUAAGUGAUGCUGAAUUUGCUGUGUGUUUAUAACCUAAGUGACAUAUAUAUAUAUAUUCAAAAUGUGUUAUAUAUUCUGUAUUGAUAAAAACAACCAAAUUUGUCUGCUGUUUUGUAAAAGUAAACUACAAAGGUUUGGAUGCGAAAAUAAACUAUGUUUUCGUA
Messenger RNA from Jaculus jaculus (lesser Egyptian jerboa), 1152 nucleotides. RefSeq names its product LysM domain containing 2 (gene Lysmd2). The record is from RefSeq and is a predicted model, not a curated record. Bases 1 to 636 code for a protein of 211 amino acids. The transcript has 3 exons. NCBI's taxonomy places the organism in Eukaryota, Metazoa, Chordata, Mammalia, Rodentia, Dipodidae.